AUGGAAGCGGAAACGGCGAAACCUGUGUUUAAGAGAAAAGAUCUUUCGGAGGUAAACCCGACGAUCGGGAAAAAGCGACAGUGGAAAUCUUUAAAGCAAAUACUGACACACGAGAAAACGUUGCCAUGGAAGGCGACGGACAUUACAUAUUCCUCCGUGAACGCACCACCGUCGUUGAAGCCGGCCAAAAAGUACUCCGACAUUUCCGGGUUGGUCGCGCCGUACACUGACCCACACUCGAAGCUACGGUACCACAACGCCGAGGAGUAUCAAACGAUACGCACCUUCCCGAUGGAUCUGACUGCCGGAUACUUGGCGCUCCGCGGUGCCACAAGCAUCGUUUGAGGUCAGAGAGACAAAUGCCACUCGGCACUGUUCGCUAACUUUUGUAAAGCAAACACCAAACUUAAUCGUUAUUCAUUUUAUUUAAGUAAAACAUCGA
Anopheles cruzii is the source of this 442-nucleotide messenger RNA. RefSeq names its product INO80 complex subunit C. The coding region runs from base 1 to 345 and encodes 114 amino acids. Gene Ontology annotation, cellular component: Ino80 complex. Lineage: Eukaryota; Metazoa; Arthropoda; Insecta; Diptera; Culicidae. Gene Ontology annotation, biological process: chromatin remodeling. The transcript has 2 exons. The record is from RefSeq and is a predicted model, not a curated record.